This is a messenger RNA of Terrapene triunguis (Three-toed box turtle), 4105 nucleotides long. It is a transcript of the gene TGOLN2, whose product is annotated as trans-golgi network protein 2. The transcript has 5 exons. NCBI's taxonomy places the organism in Eukaryota, Metazoa, Chordata, Testudines, Emydidae. The record is from RefSeq and is a predicted model, not a curated record. The coding region runs from base 20 to 805 and encodes 261 amino acids. Gene Ontology annotation, cellular component: trans-Golgi network; endosome; trans-Golgi network transport vesicle.
ACGACCCGUCACGGUCACGAUGGCGGCGGCGCGCGGGGCUCUGCGGCUCCUGCUGACGCUGAUGGCGGCGGCGCUCUGGGCCCCCCCGAACCCCACUGAGGGGGUCCCCACUCCGGUUCCAGCAAUCACAAACUCUCGAGAAUCCCACAUCAGCCAGCCACCUGUGGAAAAAACACCUGACAAGAGCCAGGAGAAGAAUGCACUCGAAGACAAGAAUGCACCCGAGGACCAGGCGAAGAAGGCACCUGACGACAAGAAUGCACCCGAGGACCAGGGGAUGAAGGUACCUGACGACAAGAAUGCACCCGAGGACCAAGGGAAGAAGGCAUCCGACGAGAAGAAUGCACCCGAGGACCAAGGGAAGAAGGUGCCUGACGAGAAGAAUGCACCCGAGGACCAAGGGAAGAAGGCGCCUGACGAGAAGAAUGCACCCGAGGACCAAGGGAAGAAGGCAGUUGACGAGAAGAAUGCACCUGAGGACCAGGGUGCUAAGGGGAAGGCAGAUGGCGGUGGCACUAGUGAUGAGGCUCUUGAUGAAAAUGUGCUCCCCGACGAGAAGAUGGAUGAAGCUGCUCAGCCUGGUGAGGGGAAAGAGGAGAGUGCCCCUGCUGCUCCCCCCAAAGAUGAAUCAGAGAGUAGCCACUUCUUUGCCUACCUGGUAACCGCAGCCAUUAUCGUCGCUGCCUUGUACAUCGCUUAUCACAAUAAGCGGAAGAUCAUUGCUUUUGCUCUGGAAGGAAAACGAUCAAAACUACCCCGGCGGCCCAAAUCCAAUGAAUAUCAGAGACUGGAUCAAAAGAUCUAAAUUAUCCCCAGAAAUUCCUCCAUGCUGCUGACUUGGGUAAGGACUGCUGAAAAUGAAGAUACAAGGAAGCCCUGUGAUUCCCAGCAGAACAGCUCUGAAUCCCUCCAGGUCUUGGAGUGUGGGAAGAAGAGAAGUGCUUUUAGUUUUGCACCUGCACUUUGGUAACACUGACUCCUCAGUCUCUAAAUAUUUCCCCCCCUUCCCAGCUGCCUGAUGAUGAGCUAGUGUCCAGCUCUGGUCUCUUGCUUCCAUACUGUGAUGUCAGGGAAGACCCAACAAGUGGCAGAAUUUUUUUGUGCCCAAACUAUAUGGAUUUUACCUUCUGCUGUAUUGACACACAGGUCUCUGUUUAGGAGAGACCUGCCUGCUGAAUGAGCCUUCUGAUUCUCUUCGUCUAGAUUCGUGGAGCAGUCUUUAUAACCAGCAUGGUUGGUCUUGUAGCUGACAUAUGAACAUUAUCCCCUUCUGUCCAUUGUAUUUGGACUCUAAAGUUCACAGCAUGUUUGUUUGCACUAGUUCAGAAAUGUUUUUGCCAAGGACUCUUAUUUGAUCAGUUGUUUGUUCUCUGUGAUGAAGACAAUGGUGGAAGUUAACAUCUGAUUGUCUCUUAAUGCACAUCUUUGGAAGUGUGGGUGGAAUCAGCAAUCCCUGGCCCUUUGAAUUUUGCUUGUCCACCUUAAAUGCGCUAGCGGACUUGCUGAUGGUCUGUUUUUCCUGAUGUCAUACCCAGAGUUCAGGUGAUUGCACUAACAAUGAUGAAAUAUUUAGAGAGUGGAUGCUGUGAAAGAAUGCAAGGAGUGUGUAUGAAGCUCUGUGCCAAGCCUCCAUGGCAAAGUCUUAAUGAACUUUGCCUCUGUAAACCUUGCUACCUCCCCCAUAGAACUGUCACAGGAACAUGGCAAUGUUCAGGUGGAAGAAAACAGUGUCACCACAUGUAGUUCAUACCCCCUUCCCACAGGUCUGUUCUUCAACCCCUAAAUUUCCAACAUAGCCUAUUCUCUUCAGUACUGAAUGGACUCUCCUGCUGAUAGAGGUCAGAUCAAUUGUACUUGCAUAAGUUGAACCUACAAGUGUCAAUUCCCACUUCGUCUGGGAGGUCCAUUUUCUUUAUCCUUUGUCAAAGUGCGGAGAGAGUAUUUGAGAGUGGAAAUAGGGCAAGGAUAGCUGGUGACUUGGUGCAUUGGACAGAGGUUGGCAGCAUUUCAUGCCUGAGUCGCGUAGUAGCAGUAUGGCUCCCUUACGCAGAUAGCUGUGAAACAGAUGUCUUUACAAGGCAUUGUAUUUGCACAAUGUGGAGAGCUGUGCAAUAUGGGCUAUGGCCUAUGUCAUUCAUUCCUCAAACUGGGAGUGCUGUUAUGCCGUCAUGCACGGCAGCUCCCCCACAGAGCCCAGGAGAGAGGCUUGUUGGGCUAGUGCAGAAAUAUUUCCUCCCAAGUAGAUGGCAGAUUGAAAAUAUACAGAAAGGGAUUUGUUCGGUGUAACAGAAUAUCUUCCUGCAGCGUCGUCUACAAGAUGUCCCCUCUCCUCUUCCUUUGACCUUGGCCUUCCUCAGCUCUGAGUUGUGCUUUUAUUUAGUUGAACGUUCUUAUAACCAGCCACACCAUGCAGAGCCGUUACCUCGGUGGUGUUGUGGAACUCUUAGAUUCCUUGUCUGCUUAAACCAAGGGUUGGUGCAUACUGAUAUUGUUUAUAUUUCUGAUAUAAGGCCGGGAAAAAGUAUCGAAUGAGGCCCACUAUGUAUUCCUGUCUUUAUUUUCAUAGUUAUAUUCCACAAGGCCUUUAUGGUUGAGACAAGGAAUGUUUGGGAAAUCUGUAUAUGGUGGCUGGCUGGCUUGUUCUUUUAUCUGUGGCUAUUUUCUUUAUUUCUCGGUUCUGAGUUUUACAGAAAAAUUGCUGUGACACACAACUGCAUAGGAGGAAACUUAGAAUACAUAUCGAAGCCUGGAUGUGAAAAGCUACAGCCUCAUUUUCAAUGCACUUGUCAGCUGAUUGAGACACAGGGAAGAACCUUUCCUCCAUCUUGGGCAAAUUGCUGUUUAGUAGUUGGGUUACUUCUCUUAGCAUGUUCCAAAAAUGGUUGAUGAGGCAAACCUUCCCCGGUCUCUUCCUCCUUGGUGUCUACAGCAUUCGGUGACCUGCAGUAACACUACUAGACUGCAGUGAUACUUAAGACUGCAUCUGGGCUAAGAAAUCUCCACAUUUGGACAUUAAAGCCAUGGCUGAUAUUUUCAGAGUUUCGUUUUCCACAGAGGAGGGAGAGGGAUGUGUAUGCAGAGCUUAACUUAUUUAAAAAAGAAAACCAAAGCAACUUACUUUUACUGAAAGACAUUAGCUGAAGUGUGUGUGCGUGUGUGGGUUUGACGGGGGGCGGAGGGGGAGGAAUCAUAUAUUUGUUUAAAUCUAUUUGGAAGCUGCCCCUAAGAAAGAUGACUUUUCUGGACUCUGAUAUGGGAGAUCCUCACAGGAGCCAUUUUUGGGAGGUGGCGGGAGCAUCCUGCUCUCAGGAGGAAAAAAGGGUCCUGGAACGUAACCUCUGAAGGAAAUGCACCUCCUCAAAGGCAGGGAACUUGUGUGCAACAUAACUGUGCUAUUUAUUUUAAAGACAACAUAUAACAUGUUUCAGGAAGCCUGUGAUGCUGUGUUCUAUGGCCCGUUUAUUUAAGGGGUGCAGAAUUUGAGGCUGCAAUUUCACUUGUUUUUAUGAUAGAGGCAAAAACUUGAAGACAUGAUAAAUGUUGCAAUUCUUAGCCACACCUGCCUGCUUUCCUGGGAAUUCCUGUUUUUAUUUUUUACCUGCUUUGUCCCCCUUUGAAUCAGAAAACAUUUUGGAAGGAUUUGUACCAAACCUGUUUGUUUUGUCACGGAAUCUGGAGGCCUCCUUACUUCAGCCUCUUCAACUGACUGUUUUAUUUUAAUCUGAAAAUCUCUCUGCUUUGUUUUGGAAACGCCACCUCAUAAAUGUUCCUGCAGGCAUGGACUAAUGAGGAGCCCUGUGAGAGCCAGGGCCCUCCUGUCUAUGUACUGUUAGCAGUACAGUCUAGUAUGUGCAGAGAGAACUAAGAUACAGGGAUAGUUCCUACGCUUCUGUCAGACUAACAAGAAUGUCCAUAGCUUGUGUGUAGGAGCAUUUUCCAGUUAGCAGCAGUUUGCCAGGUGUCUGGCGUGUGUGCUGGCUCAACAGAAAUGCAUAGCACACAAUAAGUGCAAAUUUCACAGGGUAGUAAAGACACCACAUGUGGCCAGGAACAAUUGGUAUUUAUAUGACAGCUCUUAACGUGGAUCUCUGCAGCUACUGUGCUC